AUGGAUACAUGUCAAUUUACGUAUGUCAGUUUGAGAGACGGUAUCCAACGAACAGCUUUGGGUGUUGAACAGGCUUGGGAAGUCUUAUGUGCUAAAUUACAUCGUGAUGGAACUGGUUUAUCCAAUGGUAUUCAUUAUUUUACGAUCAGUGUUGAUGGUCCUCAACUAUUCGCUGUUGAUACCGAGAGUGAUAGUGUUUACUAUCAUGAAUGUGGAGUAUGGUGCCGUUAUGUUACAGCCCGCGACAUCAUUUUUGGUACAAUACCCGACGACGGUACUGGUUGUCCACCGAGAGCAACGGCUGAUUCACAACAAUGA
Adineta steineri is the source of this 318-nucleotide messenger RNA. Lineage: Eukaryota; Metazoa; Rotifera; Eurotatoria; Adinetida; Adinetidae. The record is from the annotation of a GenBank genome assembly.